AUGCGCAAGUCCUUUUUGCAAACCAACAACCGAGCGGUUCUCAUUCCUCUAGGGUAUCGAUCAAUACACACGAGCCGAGGCAUGUCAUCGUCCAACUCCUCGACCGCAAAGCGGAAGCAGAGAGACUCAAUCUCGCCGCCGCCUGUCAAGCGGAAAGUCCAGAGCGGCACCACCAUUGCCAACUUCUUCAAACCAUCCUCCCAAAAGCCUAAAGACCGAACAAUCUGGACAGAACGAGCCCCGAACGAUGAUACUCCCGCGACCCUGCUUGUCGGCCGCUACGAACCGGAGCACACCCCCUCCGAACCUGAAAAGAGGACCAAGGUUGCUGCCUUUGAUCUGGACUCGACUCUAAUUACAACAGCGUCUGGCAAGAAGCACGCCGACGCUGCUGCAGACUGGAAGUGGUGGCAUGCCAGCGUUCCUGGGAAGUUGAAGGAGAUGUACAACGACCAGGGGUAUCGCGUCGUAGUGCUCUCUAACCAAGCCGGUCUUGUUCUUCACGCCGACCCGAAAGCCAAAACCCCGAAAUCGACCAAAGACAGAGUCUCUGCGUUCAAACAAAAGGUCAACGCUGUCUUGACGCAACUCGAUCUUCCUGUGACCGUAUAUGCUGCUACGGAAAAGGAUAUCUACCGGAAACCACGGUCGGGAAUGUGGAAAGAACUCUGCGACGACUACGACCUUGCUGGAGACAUCGAUUUGAAGCAAAGCAUCUUUAUCGGUGAUGCAGGAGGUCGGAUAGCUGCAUCAAAAACUGCCAAGGAUUUCAGCUGCUCUGAUCGGAAUUUUGCCGACAAUGUUGGUAUCGAAUACAAGACUCCAGAGGAAUUCUUUCUUGGCGAGAAACCGCGGGACUUCGUUCGAGAGUUCGACAUUGUUCAUUUCCCAUAUCCAGAGGGCUCAAAUUCUCCCAGAUUGGAUGUUAUAUUCGAGAAGAAGAACAAACAGGACAUCGUCUUGUGUUGUGGCCCACCCGGUGCCGGCAAAAGCACGUUUUUCUGGAAGCACCUGAAGCCGUUGGGAUACGAGCGGGUCAACCAAGAUAUUUUGAAAACCCGAGAAAAGUGCGUUCAAGCUGCCAAAGACCUGCUGAGCGAUGGUCAAUCCAUCACAAUAGACAACACCAAUGCCGACCCUGAUACAAGAGCUGUCUGGGUUCAGUUAGCAGAGAAGCUGAAAGUGCCUAUCAGAUGUGUCUGGUUCAAGACACCGCUGCACAUCUGCGAACACAACGACGCUGUGCGGUCUUUGAAUGAAUCACUCAAUCCUGAGUCCCGGACUGCACUGCCUAAGAUGGCCUUCAAUGGCUUCAAGUCACGUUUCAAAGAGCCAAAGGUUAAGGAAGGCUUCCAAGACCUCACCGAGGUUGAGUUCGCCUUCCGAGGAACUAAGGAAGAGCAUAAGGUGUGGGCCAAAUACUGGCUGUGA
This is a messenger RNA of Colletotrichum spaethianum, 1431 nucleotides long. RefSeq names its product bifunctional polynucleotide phosphatase/kinase. Gene Ontology annotation, molecular function: double-stranded DNA binding; polynucleotide 3'-phosphatase activity; ATP-dependent polydeoxyribonucleotide 5'-hydroxyl-kinase activity. The transcript is spliced from 7 exons. The coding region runs from base 1 to 1431 and encodes 476 amino acids. Lineage: Eukaryota; Fungi; Ascomycota; Sordariomycetes; Glomerellales; Glomerellaceae. Gene Ontology annotation, biological process: DNA repair. The record is from RefSeq and is a predicted model, not a curated record.